AGGCCCACCUUCAAGUAUUUCACGUGGCACACCUGUGUGCUGGGCAUUGCCGGCUGUGUCGUGAUGGUAUUCCUCAUCAGUCCCAUCUACGCUUCGGCCAGUGUGGCCUUCAUGGUCGUCCUGCUGGUGGCCCUCCAUUACCUGUCUCCCAGCAGCAGCUGGGGCUACAUCAGCCAAGCUCUGAUCUUCCACCAGGUCCGCAAGUACCUGCUGCUGUUGGACAGCCGCAAAGAACAUGUCAAAUUUUGGCGCCCCCAAGUGCUGCUGAUGGUGCGGAAUCCGCGGACCUCCCUCCAGCUCAUUCGCUUCAUCAACGACCUCAAGAAAAGUGGCCUGUACGUGCUCGGCCACGUAGAGCUGGCGGAUCUGGACUCCCUGCCGGCUGACCCCUUGCCGGACCAGUCCGAUUCCUGGCUGCAACUUGUGGACCGGUUGAAUAUCAAAGCCUUCGUCAACCUGACGCUCGCCAGCUCCGUGCGGAAUGGCACGCAACAGCUGCUCUUCAUCUCCGGACUGGGAGGCAUGCGGCCCAACACCAUCGCGCUGGGCUUCUACGACAACGCGGACCCCCAGGACUACAUGUCCCAACCCACCGCCUUCAGCCGAGACGAGGCAAUUUGGCACGAGUUCCCUCCCGUCUGGACUUCCGGGGGCCCCAAGCAGCUGUCUCCUUGGGAGUACGUGGCCAUCAUCUGCGACGCCAUGAAGAUGUCGCGCAACGUCCUUCUGGCCCGCUCCUUUGACCAGCUCCAGCCGCCCCAGGCCCUCGGCUGGCGAGCCCAGCCUCUGAUCGACGUCUGGCCCGUCAACCUGUGGCGCCCCGACAGCGCCCGAUACGUCGACACCAGCAGCCUCUUCUUGCUACAGAUGGCCUGCGUCCUGGCCAUGACGCGGUCGUGGCGACGGGCUCGCUUGCGCCUCUUCCUCUGCGUGGAGAGCUGCACCAGCCCCCAGGGCCAGGAGGACAAGCUGCGGCAGCUGCUGAAGGACCUGCGCAUCCAGGCCAAGGUCCAGAUCGUGCCGUGGGACGAGGUGGUGGCGCUCCACUGGCACAGCCAUCGCGGAGACUCGGCCGACGGUGGCCUGAACGCCUACAGCAACAUCACCUCCAUCUCAGACGAAUACUUGACUGCGGUGAACCAGCUCAUUCUCCAACAGAGCACCAGCCCGACCGUCCGUUUCCUUUACCUGCCCCGUCCUCCUGCCGACACCAAUUUGUACCCCAGAUACUUGCAACAGCUGGAGAUCCUGACCCACGGACUGGGCCCCACGCUGCUGGUGCACGGGGUGAGUGCCGUUACGAGCACUCAGCUGUGAACCAGAGUUGUCUGUUGUCCACUCUGGGCAAGGGUG
This is a messenger RNA of Protobothrops mucrosquamatus (brown spotted pit viper), 1353 nucleotides long. RefSeq names its product solute carrier family 12 member 9. The record is from RefSeq and is a predicted model, not a curated record. Gene Ontology annotation, biological process: chloride ion homeostasis; cell volume homeostasis; chloride transmembrane transport. The annotation marks the transcript as partial. Lineage: Eukaryota; Metazoa; Chordata; Lepidosauria; Squamata; Viperidae. Gene Ontology annotation, molecular function: potassium:chloride symporter activity. The transcript has 4 exons. Gene Ontology annotation, cellular component: membrane.